CGCGGCCGGGCGGAGGCUGAAGGGGGCGGCGGGGGCCGCGCUGCUGGCGGGUUCGGCGCCGGCCAUGGCGUUCCGCAGGCGGGCCAAAAGCCACCCGCUCUUCAGCCAGGAGUUCCUCAUCCACAACCACGCCGACGUGGGCUUCUGCCUGGUGCUCUGCGUCCUCGUCGCGCUCAUGUUCGAGGUCACAGCCAAGACUGCCUUCUUGUUCAUCUUACCUCAGUAUAACGUCAGUGUGCCUACAGCAGAUGGUGAAAUUGUUCUUUAUCACUACGGGCUGAAGGAUUUGGUCACAAUCCUCUUCUACAUCUUCAUAGCAAUAAUUCUGCAUGCGGUGGUGCAGGAGUAUGCCUUGGACAAAAUCAACCGGAGGCUCCAUCUUUCCAAGAUCAAGCACAGCAAGUUCAAUGAGUCUGGGCAGCUGGUAGCAUUUCAUAUUGCCUCCAUGGCCUGGUGCUUAUAUGUACUGGCAACGGAAGGAUACUUAUCAAACCCCAAGAGUCUGUGGGAGAACUACCCUCACGUUCAUCUACCGUUCCAGGUCAAGUUUUUCUAUGUUUGCCAGCUGUCCUACUGGCUGCAUGCACUGCCUGAACUAUAUUUCCAAAAGGUGCGGAAGGAAGAGAUUCCCCGCCAGCUGCAAUAUAUCAGCCUCUAUCUUGUGCAUAUAGCUGGAGCAUACCUCUUAAACCUCACACGCCUGGGACUCAUCCUGUUGCUGCUGCAGUACGUAGCUGAAUUCUUUUUCCACAUGGCUCGCCUGUUCUACUUCACAGAUGAAAACAAUGAGAAGCUGUUUAAUGCAUGGGCUGUGGUGUUCGUCGUUUCCCGGCUUUUUACCCUCACCCUAUCCGUGCUGGUCAUUGGCUUUGGGCUGGCUCGAGUGGAGAACCAGGCGUUUGACCCCGAGAAAGGAAACUUCAACACUUUACUUUUCAGGAUGUGCGUCUUGCUUCUGGUGUGCUUCUCACAGGCCUGGAUGAUGUGGCGCUUCAUCCACUUUCAGCUGCGGCGCUGGCGGGAGUACUGGAAUGAGCAGAGCGCAAGGAAGAAAGCUGCUGCAGCUGCAGCCCCCACCCAUGGCAAGCAGCAGCUGAAGACCAUCAAAAGGGAGUCGGGCUACCAUGAAAAUGGAGUGGUGAAAGCAGAAAAUGGUACGUCGCCGCGGACCAAGAAACUCAAGUCUCCCUAGAGCCAAAGCACAGUCCGCGAGGAAUCUUGGAGGAGGAAAUGGAAAAUGCGAGACUUAAGGACUCCGGGAAUAAGAAGCAGCACCUUCCCUUGUGUCUUCACCAAGCCCUGUUUCAAAUGGCUUGAAUCAAUGUACCACCGAGAAGCUGCUUCCCCCUCUCUCUCUCAGCCUCCAGACAAGUUUGCAGUAACCAAAAAGCCCCUCUCCAUCCACAGUGGGGCUUCAGAUCAACAAACACCUUCCUCAGCCAGUGUAUUUUCUUAUUGCUCAUUUUAAUCUGUCCUUCAAUGUAUUCUUGCUGCUUUUCCUGCACCCAGAGAUGUUUUUGCAAGCGAUUAUUCCUUGGAAACCCAUUCCCUGACUUAGUAUCACCCACCUCACUCUUGCCGGAUCUCGUGAUGCUUUGGUUUGGAGAGGUGGCAUCAUCAUAAUCUUAGCGGAACAUUUAGAAUAUGCCAGGCCUUCACAACAUGCUGGCGACGUGCACAAACAUAGUUUAGUGUGUAUGUAACUUUUGGGUUGUGCUAUGCCUAUUCGCAGAGACUGAAAUUUUAGCCAGUUGCAUUCUGGAGAAGGGGACAGAUGCGCGCAGUUUCUCUCCAAUACUGCUUCCUCUUAGCCGAAAAUAGAAUUUACUGCAUUCUCCUAAAACACCA
This is a messenger RNA of Lacerta agilis (Sand lizard), 1848 nucleotides long. RefSeq names its product translocation associated membrane protein 2 (gene TRAM2). The record is from RefSeq and is a predicted model, not a curated record. Bases 65 to 1192 code for a protein of 375 amino acids. The transcript has 11 exons. Gene Ontology annotation, biological process: protein insertion into ER membrane; SRP-dependent cotranslational protein targeting to membrane, translocation. NCBI's taxonomy places the organism in Eukaryota, Metazoa, Chordata, Lepidosauria, Squamata, Lacertidae. Gene Ontology annotation, cellular component: endoplasmic reticulum membrane.